This is a messenger RNA of Paralichthys olivaceus (Japanese flounder), 1661 nucleotides long. Lineage: Eukaryota; Metazoa; Chordata; Actinopteri; Pleuronectiformes; Paralichthyidae. The record is from RefSeq and is a predicted model, not a curated record.
GCUGGUGUCCUCUUUGACGUGGACGGUGUUCUGCUCCGUGGCGGCUCAGUGAUCCCGGCUGCUCAACGAGCUUUCCGGAAGCUUCUGGACCGAAACAACAAUUUCCUGUUUCCUGUUGUUUUUGUCACCAAUGCAGGAAGUUGUCAGAGACAUCACAAGGCCCAACAACUGUCUCAGCUGCUGGAUGUCAAGAUCGUCCCGGAACAGGUGGUUCUUUCCCACAGUCCUUUGCGGAUGUUAAAGAGUUUUCAUGAUAAAUGUGUCCUGGUGUCAGGACAAGGGCCAGUGAGGGACAUCGCCAACACUUUGGGUUUUCAGAAGGUGGUGACCAUCGAGGAGCUCAGAGAACAUCACCCCCUGCUGGACAUGGUGGACCAUAACAGGAGACCCAAACUCUCUUUGACUCCUCUGAGGACGCUUCCCAAAAUAGAAGCAAUCAUACUGUUUGGGGAACCAAUCAGGUGGGAGACCAACAUGCAGCUGUUGAUUGACGUGCUCCUGACCAAUGGGAGUCCUGGCUGUGAGUACGACACACACCUGUCGACUCAGCUGCCAGUUCUGGCCUGUAACAUGGACCUGAUGUGGAUGGCCGAGGCCCCGUCUCCACGCUUUGGUCACGGGAUGUUCCUGCUGUGUCUGGAGUCCGUCUACAGGAAGUUGACAGGUCGGGAGCUGCAGUACCAGGCGCUGCUGGGAAAACCAAGUCUGCUCACGUACCAGUACGCUGAGCAUCUGCUGAAGCUGCAGAACCACAACCACCGGAUAAACACUGUCUACGCCAUCGGUGACAACCUAAUGACGGACAUCUAUGGUGCUAACCUGUAUAACCGCUACCUGGCUCAGCAGCAUGCUGCCAUAACUACCAGCACCAAGUUUGUUGCCCAGGGAACAGGGAGUCAGGUGACUAUGGCGGUUUCGGAGGAGGAGCUGGUGUCCACUGCUGCACAGUGUCGCUCCCUACUGGUGUGCACAGGCGUCUAUAACCCUCGCUCCCCGUUGCCUAGUGACCAGAGCAGCACCAUCACUGAGACAGUGUUCCACGGUCACAGAGACCUGGUCCUGGAGCCAGACCUGGUGGAGCCAAGUCAUGUGGUGGAAGAUGUGGAGGCUGCAGUGGAUCUGCUGCUGCAGGAGGAGGGCGCUGUUACACCUGACCUCUGACACACCGUCAGUUAUGUUGUCCAAUCAAGAUCAAUGCAGAGGACCUGAGGAGGUCUCACUCUGUCUGUUUAUCAGGAUACUGUAGACAGAUCACAUCCACAUCGGGUCCUGGUCCUGUGAGGACCUGAACAUGGAGCAGAGUCUGAACUCUGAACUCACACAGGUUCUUUAACCACUUUGAUAAAUUAAGAGCUGUUCUGAUCAUGUGACUCUUGUCACAUGACUGUGUGUGUGUAAUGUCAUUUGUCAACAGCUUUUUAUUUUACUGACAAAUUUAGUAAUAGAUUCUACAUUCAUAUUUUAGAUGAUUUAUGUUCAAACAUAAAAUAAACAAAGAAAAUCAUGUAGAAUUUUACAACAUAUUUUUUGGUGUAUUUAGUUUUUUAUUGACAAAACCCUGAACCUGAAUUAUGUCAUAACCAUGUUCCUCAUAAAAACACAAACACAUAAAACCACACGGACAAAUUCAUAAGAAAAGAGUUUUAAAAAUGAAUAAAUGA